AACCGACAUAUUCCCAUCGCUAUCCCUUACGCAUGAAAAACCCGAAUUGGACCUUAUUUCACGAAAGCCACGCAAAGUAACUAGAGACCAUCUUGUAGAUGCAAAAUUACUUUUGCAAGCUUAUGGGUUUAUUGGUAUGACGGAAAUGUUCUUUGCGCAUUGGAUGUUCUUUACGUAUUUAUCCUUUUAUGGUGGUAUAUCUUUUAGGGAUACACAUUUAACAACUGGGGAGAUGGGAUUUAUGGGAAAGACGAUGGACGAACUUAACGAACUCAAUGUCAAAGUAUAUGCUUUGCAACAUUGGUAA
Messenger RNA from Funneliformis caledonium, 307 nucleotides. The record is from the annotation of a GenBank genome assembly. NCBI's taxonomy places the organism in Eukaryota, Fungi, Glomeromycota, Glomeromycetes, Glomerales, Glomeraceae.